UCGAGAUAGAGUACACGCGUGUGUAACGCAGCACAGAGAACUUUAAGUACAAGGGAAAGAACAAAAAAAGCCAAGAAGUUCUGACGGUGGUGACGCAGUAAAAGGGUAGAAUCAAGCUAAUUAUAACGAUAGUUCAGUAGUACCACAUCGUGCGUAGGAGCGCUGGCAGCACCUUCUCUGUGGCUGAUAUGGAUAACGCUCUAAUGAGUUUACGUGCUUUAAACGGCAGUGACAUGAAGACCGCGAAGCUCAGCUUCAGGAGGUGUUCGAACAUCGCCCCAGGCUACAAGGCCGCCGUCGAGCGUCGCAAUGAACGGGAACGCAAUCGCGUACGCCAAGUCAACAAUGGUUUCGUUGUGCUCCGCCAGCGAAUUCCAUUCGCAAAGGCCAAUAAAAAAAUGUCCAAGGUUGAAACACUGCGUUGUGCAGUUGACUAUAUACGCCAGUUGCAGCAGCUCCUUACAAUGGACGAAUCGAUAUUUGGAAGCAGCGCCUGCCCGGCGAACCACAACUCGUCAGAAGUGAGCACUGUUGUUAAUCCGGCCCCAGAAGCGUUAUCGUCCCCAUUGGCAGAAUCCAAUCCCGUAAUUCCAUCGAGCUCAUCACCAAAUAUGAUGCGCAAUUCUUCUAUAGCAUCUAUAACGAGCUUUCAUGAUGCUGAUUUUGGAGUGCCAAUCGAUCUCCAACCCCCAUGCUCGACGAUGGCCUGUUACUCUCGAACAGACUCGCCUCUGAGCUCACACAGCGUCGAAACAUCAUGCGAAACGCCGACGACAAUAAGUACAGCCAAUAAUUCCUAUCAGCAAUUUCCACCCGAACAGCAGCUUUGGUACGACUGCUAUUAA
Molecule: messenger RNA, 845 nt
Organism: Varroa destructor (honeybee mite)
Lineage: Eukaryota; Metazoa; Arthropoda; Arachnida; Mesostigmata; Varroidae
Biological process (GO): regulation of transcription by RNA polymerase II
Cellular component (GO): RNA polymerase II transcription regulator complex
Molecular function (GO): protein dimerization activity; RNA polymerase II transcription regulatory region sequence-specific DNA binding; DNA-binding transcription factor activity, RNA polymerase II-specific
Source: RefSeq, a predicted model, not a curated record